Molecule: messenger RNA, 1772 nt
Organism: Helianthus annuus (common sunflower)
Lineage: Eukaryota; Viridiplantae; Streptophyta; Magnoliopsida; Asterales; Asteraceae
Product: phospholipase A1-Ibeta2, chloroplastic
Exons: 1
Coding region: 48-1628 (526 amino acids)
Biological process (GO): lipid metabolic process
Molecular function (GO): glycerophospholipase activity
Source: RefSeq, a predicted model, not a curated record
ACUAACCUUAUUUUUCUGUCCUUCAAUUCUUUCAUUCAUAAAAGGACAUGAUGCAAAUCGGUGCAACACUUCCGGCAAACAACCUUCACACAAUUCAGGCGAGAAUCUCCGGUGGGUGUAAUUAUGGAUCACUUUUGAAUCCUUUAGGAAGAGCAUGUUACACAAAGAACAUGAUGAACACCACCACCGUAUCCACCACAAGAUCAACCCGACAACAUCUCAACAAUCUUGAAAAACUGCUAGCAACCGAACCGCAGGUUAUAUUAAAAGAACCGGAAGGUGACCGGUCGGUUAGUAAUAAAGAAAAAGGUUUGUUUGAAGGAUUGAAUUUGGCUCGAAUUUGGCCGGAAAACAAGGUGGCUGAGGAGAUGUCACCACGGCAUCUUAACCGGUUGAAGAGGUUGUUGUCGAAAACCGGUAUGGAAUACUCUCCCCGGAAUAGUUUAGCUUCGCGGUGGAGGGAGUAUCAUGGGAGUAAUAACUGGUCCGGUUUGCUUGAUCCGCUUGACGAGAAUCUCCGGCGAGAGAUGGUCCGGUAUGGCGAGUUUAUUCAGGCGGCGUACCAUUGUUUUCAUUCUGACCCCGCCACGUCAGCAGAGGAAGCUCCGUCGCCUAGACGUGUGGCGUUGCCUGAUAGGGCGUAUCGGGUGACGAAGAAUUUGUAUGCGACGGCGUCGGUUGGGUUGCCGAAAUGGGUGGAUAAGUUGGCGCCCGGGCUUGACUGGAUGAGCCAACGGACUAGUUGUAUUGGGUAUGUGGCGGUUUGUGAUGAUCAGAGAGAGAUAUCACGUAUGGGACGGAGGGAUAUAGUAAUAUCCCUCCGUGGGACCGCCACAUGUUUAGAAUGGGCGGAAAAUAUGAGGGACUUGCUAGUUCAAGUCCCUGGGACUAAUGACCCUAAUUUUGGGCAACCAAAAGUGGAGUGCGGGUUUCUAAGCUUGUAUAAGACUGGGGGAACUCAUGUCCCGAGUCUUGCUGAGUCAGUAGUUGAAGAAAUUAAACGAUUAACAAAGUUAUACGAAGGUGAAACCCUUAGUAUCACGGUGACUGGACAUAGCCUUGGUGCAGCAUUAGCACUAUUGGUGGCUGAUGACUUAAGCACUUGUGCGAAAGACAUGCCACCUAUAGCCGUGUAUACUUUUGGUGGACCUCGUGUUGGAAACCGAGGUUUCGCCAAGCGUUUGAGUUCCCAAAACGUAAAAGUACUACGAAUUGUGAACGCUCAAGAUCUUAUCACGCGGGUCCCAGGAAUGUUUGUAAGUGAAGAACUCGAUAAAAAGCUAAGAGAGUCGGAAGUUGCCAACAAAGUACUCAACUUGCUAGAUAAUAACAUGCCAUGGGCAUACGCACAUGUUGGGACGGAGCUUAGAGUCGACACGAAAAGCUCUCCGUACCUAAAACCGGACGCUGAUGUGGCGUGUUGUCAUGACUUGGAAGCAUAUCUACAUUUGGUGGAUGGUUUUUUGGCAUCAAAUUGUCCAUUUAGGGCCAAUGCCAAGAGAAGCUUGGUUAAGUUGGUCCAUGAACAAAAUUCGAAUAUGAAAAAGCUAUAUAUGAAUAAGGCACCAGAAUUGAAGUUAAGUCUUGAAAGAGAGGUGCAACUUUCGGGUUGUUUGCCAAGUCCGUAAUUAAAGGUUUAAAAUUAAAUUUAUUCAAUGUAUCCUAAUUAGUUGUUUAUUUAUCUUUUUUUUUUCAAGAAGUAUGAAUUAUUCUUCUUGUUUAUUUGUAUAUCUCAUUAGAUUUUUUUAUAUGUUAAUUACUAUGUGGUAAAA